This is a messenger RNA of Eimeria acervulina, 1372 nucleotides long. RefSeq names its product excision repair protein rad15, putative. Lineage: Eukaryota; Apicomplexa; Conoidasida; Eucoccidiorida; Eimeriidae. The annotation marks the transcript as partial. The transcript has 8 exons. Gene Ontology annotation, molecular function: DNA helicase activity; hydrolase activity, acting on acid anhydrides, in phosphorus-containing anhydrides; ATP binding. The record is from RefSeq and is a predicted model, not a curated record. Gene Ontology annotation, cellular component: nucleus. Gene Ontology annotation, biological process: positive regulation of mitotic recombination; transcription by RNA polymerase II; nucleotide-excision repair.
GGACGGGUUUAUAGUGAUAGUGGACCCUUACCCGGAGGCUUCGGGCUUGCACGACCCCUUAUUGCAAUUAUGUUGUUUAGAUGCAUCGCUAGCUAUGCAGCCUGUUCUUCGUCGGUUUAAUACAGUUAUUCUUACAUCUGGGACAAUAUCUCCUCUUGAAUUAUAUCCGAAGAUACUUGCCUUCGUUCCGCUCAUUGCAGAGUCUUUUCCUGUCUCCAUGGAGCGAGCGUGCUUCUGCCCGAUGAUUGUGCCCUUGACAUCCAAAUUCGAGUACCGCCACGACGUUAGCGUGCUGCGCAACUACGCAAAUCUUCUUCUUGAUUUGUGCAAAGCAGUGCCUGAUGGUUUAGUUUGUUUCUUUCCUUCAUAUGCCUACAUGGAGACCGCCAUGUCUUACUGGUACGAGAACGGGUUUCUAGCUCAAGUGCUAGAGCAUAAGUUGGUGUUCUUAGAAACCAAAGAUGUCGUGACUACAACCCUUGCACUUUAUAACUUUAAGAAAGCCUGCGACUGCGGCAGAGGGGCAGUUUUCUUUUCGGUUGCAAGGGGCAAGGUGGCAGAAGGCGUCGACUUUGAUCGCCACUUUGGGCGCUGUGUGGUGUUAUUUGGGAUUCCUUUUCAAUACGCCUUGUCUAGGGUUUUAAAAGCCAGGCUGGACUUCCUGAGGGAGCGGUAUCAAAUCCAAGAAAGUGAAUUCUUAACCUUCGACGCGAUGCGUCAGGCGGCUCAAUGCGUAGGCCGUGUCAUCCGUUCAAAGAGAGACUUCGCAUUGAUGAUAUUUGCUGAUGCACGCUUCUCUCGUCCAGACAAACGCAAUAAAUUGCCGCCUUGGAUUACCCGAUAUUUAGACCAAACAAAUUUAGCACUCAACACCGAAACUGCUGUGUCUGUAUGUCGUUCUUUCUUGCGGUCUAUCAGUCAGCCUGCUGUCUCUUCUGCUGCUCUUCGUUUAGAUGCUGCUGCGUUAUCUGAUUGGCAGCGCUGCUGGCUGCAGGUAACGCGCACCCUGUCUCUAGACCCUCAAAUGUGUGCAUUAGCUCCGCUGCAGCAGAAGCAGCUGCAGCUCAAACAGCAGGAGCAGCAGCAACAGCAGCAACAGCAACAGCAACAGCAACAACAACAGCAGCAGCAGCACAAUAAGCGCAAACGCAGCUUCGAUUUGGGAUCAGAGUCAACACAAAAAAAGGAAGUGGCUUCGAACCCAAAUGCUGCUGCUGCUGCUGCUGCUGCUGCUGCUCCUACUGCUCCUACCGGUGCCGAUGGACAUGCAGCAGCAGCAGAAAAGGCAGCAUCCGUAGCAGCAGAUGCUGCUACUGCUGCAGAUGCUGCUCCUGCUACUACAGCAACACAUCAGCAAGCAGCUGCACCAUAG